Cuscuta epithymum is the source of this 2298-nucleotide messenger RNA. NCBI's taxonomy places the organism in Eukaryota, Viridiplantae, Streptophyta, Magnoliopsida, Solanales, Convolvulaceae. The record is from the annotation of a GenBank genome assembly.
UUUUCGCUCAAAGACACCACCACCACCAACGACAUUGCGCCGACCCCCUCCCAACCCCAACCAUGUGUGGUGUGGCGAAGAGUUACAUUUAGACCGAAAGCAAAACCACUAUCUUCCCGCCCCAACCACCUGUCGCCGCCCUCACAAAUACUUCGGGCAUCGCAUUCGCGCACACUCUCGCCGCCACUACCCCUGCUCGUCCAUCGCUAUCGCCCCCUACCCAUCAGACCCAUCACUACCCGCCAGCCUGUCACUGCCCACAGUACUUCACUCGUCCCUGCACCACCCACACCAGCCCCCCAUAUAACCAUAGUUGUUGUCUGAGCCCUCGUAACCUACACCGUUGGAUUUACACAUCAACCAAUUUUGAAUUGUAGCGAGUUGUCGUCGUAGAUUCAGAAAUUGGGAGACACAUAAGAAAUUGGGGUCUAUUUUUGCAAUUAGAAAUCCUAAGCAACGAAUCAAUGAGGGACGCAAAGAUCCUACAUUCCUACAUGCUACCAUCGGUGAAGUUAGAUUGCGGCAGAUGUGGUGGCUGCAAGUCACAAUGGAGCUUGGUUAGUGGUGGUUCAACGAUGAGGACGAAAGUGAUCGAGAAGGCUAGCGAGACAGGAAAAAACUGGAGAUGUGAGAACCCUAGAGACGUGCGGCAACCAAGUGGCCUCUCUCGUUUGGUUUUGAGUGAAUCGGAGGUGUCCGGUGACUGCCCUUUGACUUACGUACGAGGAUUCUGGCGCACUAUAGGCUUAUGCCUUUUCGGUGUGUCUUUUUCAAUCUGUUUUCAUAAUUUAGAUUUCUUUCUCCGUCUGAUUUUGUUUGAUUAAAUUUUCUUGCUUUGGCUCGAGGUAUUGUUGUGGUUCAUUGUAAACGUUUGUUUGUUGGGUUGUGCUACUAAGUUCGAUUUGUCGCCAAAUUUUGUGAGCGUGCUUUGUCCAUCGUUUUCUAAUGGAGAUAUAUCUCUUACUUAUGGGAGGAUGUCUAUUCAUGUGUCUAUGGGAUUAUCGGCGUAUAGAGUAGUGUAAUAGUCAACCGACUUGAGGUCAAUACGUACUACAUGUGCGGAGUGAUGUACUUUGAUCAUGACCAACGAUUGCACUCUUAUAAGUGUAGACAUGACAUGUGUUGGGUACAUCAUGAAGCACAUAGAGUAAUAGUUGAGCCAAGAAAGGAUUCAUUCCUCAUAAUAGAUUAAGAGAGAACAUUCUUAUUCUCAUAUCUAGAUGGAUCAUAAAGUCAUUGGCAAUCGCAAAGAUAUAUUCGUUUUGGAUAUCGAAUAUGAUCAUUAUGGAUCAUCUAGAAAGAUUGAGAGACAGAAACUAAGUUAUUGGAAUAGACACAAUAUCAUGUUCUAGACUUAGUUGAAUGUUCGUUGAAUGAAAGCACUCUAUCACUAUGAGUCUAUGGGCUCUAUAUCACAGGGAGUUUGAAUAGUCCUCGCAAACGUCCUUAUAUAUUAAGUUUGUAUGGUAAAUCGUCUAGUGAUUCUGCUAAGACCUUAAUUUGAUUAGUGUUUAAUAUAUAAGGCCCUAUGGGUCACACAACAAGUGAUUAUACCUUCUGAUUGAAUUGUUAGAAGGAAUUGAAUAUUAUUAAUUGGAUUAAAUAAUAUUUAAUUCAUAGUACUGAAAAUGGAUUAAAUAUUAGUUAGACUAAACUAUAUUUAAUUCAUGAUGUUGAGAGAAUUCAUAAUUAAAUAAAGUUUUCUUUAUGAUUUGGAAUUAGAAAGAAAAGGUAAAACAAAAUAAAUAAUGAUGGUGAGGAAAAGGGGCGUGCAACCCACUUCCCUCACAUCAUUAAUUUGUUUUGUUUAUUUUAUUUAAUUAAUUGAAUAUGGGUAUUGAUCCUGUAAUCCUGUUAGGACUGGAACUCAUUAAUGGUCCAUAUGGAGGUUGAUGGAAUGGGUCAAAAAACAUCUCAACAACGGUGCUCCCGGAACAACACCGUCUGAAAUACUGAUAGGUCCUGCAAAUGAGAUGCUUUCUUUGGACGUGGCUGGCCAAACCCCUCUUCCCUUCCCGGUGACUGGUAAAACCGGGAUGCUAGAAUUAUUUUGUUGCUUUUCUUUAAGAAAUUCUUAUUUACUCCCUUAUUUUAGUAGCAAGUUCAAUAGUGUUGUUAAGUUUAGUCUACAUAGUUGCGGGAUUAGCGAAUAUGAUUGAUCCGUGGGGGCUGAUCGACUCUAUAUCUCAUCACAGUGUAGCUUUGAGCUAUUGUAUUGCCCUCGUGUUACUUUCAUUGUUAAUAAAUAGAUAUUCUUCUUUCAUAACAAAAUAUUGAUUAAAAUUUGAAGUUUGCGGC